Cryphonectria parasitica EP155 is the source of this 1212-nucleotide messenger RNA. RefSeq names its product DUF1691-domain-containing protein. Gene Ontology annotation, cellular component: mitochondrial outer membrane. Gene Ontology annotation, biological process: mitochondrion organization; lipid homeostasis. The record is from RefSeq and is a predicted model, not a curated record. The coding region runs from base 1 to 1050 and encodes 349 amino acids. The transcript has 2 exons. Lineage: Eukaryota; Fungi; Ascomycota; Sordariomycetes; Diaporthales; Cryphonectriaceae.
AUGGAUGCCAGGUCUCUGAGGGCAACACCCUCACAAGAGACCUUGAUCUCCCUCCUCCAGCUCGAACCACAACCAAUUGCAGACACCGACAAAGAGCUGCCCCCUCUGCCAGAAGAGUCGACCACGACGACAAGAUCAAUCGGGCUGGAAGACACAGAAAAAUUGUUAAGGUCAGGGCCGUCUCGCGGCACCUCAUCUCUGGGUCUCAGUGGGAACAAUCAUGGCUCCAUCUACUACUUGACACGCAUUCAGCGAUGGUCGACAUAUGCCCUCUCAAUCUUCACCGGAAUCCAUAUUGCCAAUACCUCCCUCAUCCCCUUGGCCACGAGAUCCGUUCCGGCCUCCGAGUCCUACCUACUCCUCGCCCGCGAAAUCUACCAGACCCCGCUCACCGAGCCUCUCUUCAUCGCACUCCCCAUCGCCGCACACAUCGCUUCCGGGAUCGCCUUGCGCCUCGUGCGCCGCUCCCAAAACCUCAAGCGCUAUGGCGGUGCUACUCCCGCCGUCUUUCCCCAAAAGUCCUCCACCUCCUCGACGUUCUCCUCCUACUCCUUGACCGGGCCCAGAAGCCCCUGGCCGACCAUGAGCCUCAUCUCCCUCGCUGGUUAUGGGUUCUCGGUCCUCCUCGCUGGCCACGUCUUCAUGAACCGCCUGCUGCCUCUGCAUGUCGACGGCGACAGUAGCAAUAUCGGCCUUGCCUACGUCGCGCACGGCUUUGCGCGUCAUCCGGCCACCUCCUACCUUGUCUAUGGCGGCUUGCUGACAGUAGGCUGCGGGCACAUGGUCUGGGGCUGGGCGACGUGGCUCGGCCUCGGACCCCUGGCUGGCUGGCAUACUGACCUGAAGAGCCUGGGGAGCACACGGAACCGUGACGAGGAUGCGAGGCGCAGGAAGAGGAGACGCAGGAUGUGGCUCGGAGUGAAUGGCGCCGCAGUCAUUGGAACGCUGCUGUGGGCGGCGGGAGGGCUGGGCGUCGUGGCGAGAGGGGGACGGAUGGAUGGAUGGGUUGGGAAGGUCUAUGAUGAUUUAUAUGCCACUGUCGGCCAAUAGAGAGGCAGGAAGGCCUUAUCAUGAUGUCCAAAAGCCAGAGACGGAUGGUAGAUACUUGCCAUGUCAGAUAUAGAACAUUGUUAUACAUGCACAAAGGUCGCAUAAGAGAUUGGCUAGAGAUAGACACCUGGCAUAUCAGAAAGCAUUGUAUAUUCCUUUGCG